AUGUCUACAGAACCAAGAAUCCCACGACUUCAGAGGGCCCUCGUUGCCACGGGCCCGGGCACUCUUGCCAUGAAGAGUGUCCCUUUGCCACCGCUAGAGCCAGACCAAGUUCUCAUCCGAACCGCCGCCGUCGCGCUCAACCCAUCAGAUUAUAAGCUGCUUGACCAGUCAACAACAGCCGGUGCAACCAGCGGCAGCGACUAUGCCGGGACAGUGGUACGCAUUGGCGCCGAAGUUACGCGUAAAGACUUGGACAUUGGAGCCAAUUCCGGAAACCCCGCAAAUGGAGCUUUUUCUCAGUUUGUGGUCGCUCCUGCAGACCUCUGCAUCCGGAUGCCAAACUACAUGACUUUUGAAAUGGGCGCAGCCAUGGGUAUGGGCGUCAUGACAGUCGGGCUGGCCUUCCGGUCCCUUCAACUUCAUUUCAGAGACAACCAAGAUUUCAAUGCGGGGCAACAACAACAACACGUCCUCGUCCACGGUGGAGCAACUGCGACUGGCACCAUGGCUAUUCAGAUGCUACGACUGUCGGGCUAUCUGCCCAUUGUCACUUGUUCGCCCCGAAAUUUCCAGUUGGUUGCGAGCCGCGGCGCUGUGAAAGCAUUCGACUACAACUCGCCCACUUGCAGAGAUGAGAUAAAGGAGUACACAAAAAACAAACUGGCAUACGUUCUAGACUGCAUCGGCAACGCUGCUACCAUGACGCUUUGCUAUGGCGCCCUUGGAGAUGGCGGUGGGCAUUACACUGCGCUGGAACAAUAUCCCCGGCGCCUUACAAUCCGUCGCCGGAAUGUUUCUCAUGACUGGGUUCUUGGCUGGACGCUCUUCGGGAAACCUGUUGAAUUGGCGGGUGCUUAUCGUCGGCCUGCACUUCCAGAAGAUCGAGCGUUCAGUGCGAGCUGGGUACGCCUAGUAGAAGCUGAACUGAAACAGCGUUUGUUAGAGCCACAUCCCCUGGAGCUGCAUAAGGGGGGUUUAGCUGCCGUGGUUCCGCGUAUAGACUCGCUACGCAGGGGGAAGGUCUCUGGUAAGAAACUUGUAUUUGCAUUUUAA
This is a messenger RNA of Aplosporella prunicola CBS 121167, 1053 nucleotides long. RefSeq lists its product as uncharacterized. The transcript has a single exon. Gene Ontology annotation, molecular function: oxidoreductase activity, acting on NAD(P)H. Lineage: Eukaryota; Fungi; Ascomycota; Dothideomycetes; Botryosphaeriales; Aplosporellaceae. The record is from RefSeq and is a predicted model, not a curated record. Bases 1 to 1053 code for a protein of 350 amino acids.